Molecule: messenger RNA, 1908 nt
Organism: Miscanthus lutarioriparius
Lineage: Eukaryota; Viridiplantae; Streptophyta; Magnoliopsida; Poales; Poaceae
Source: the annotation of a GenBank genome assembly
AUGGCAUCCCCCUCGUUUACGUGUCUACUGCUGCCAUUUCUCUUCUCCACCAUCCUCCGUUUUCCCGCGCCUGUGCUGUCCUACGUGACCCCUGACACGAGGCUCCACCAUGUGCAAAAGGAACCCUCUAAAUACCGGGUCCACAUAGUGCUCGUCGAGCCGCCCCCCGAAACAGACACCCCACGCCAUCACUGGGAAUCCUUCUUGCCGACCACCUUGACGGACUCCGGCGAGCAACCCCUGGUGCACUCGUACACGGAGGUGUUCAGCGGGUUCGCCGCGAGGCUGACCGACUCCGAGCUGGACGCGGUGACCAAGAAGCCAGGGGUACGGGAAGGGAGUCAUCGUCGGGCGAGCAGCGGCAUCCACGUGGCGCACCCUUCCUUCGACGACCACGGCGUCCCACCGCCCCCGGCUCAGUGGAAGGGCGCGUGCGCGCCGGGCUCCGCGGCCCGGUGCAACAACAAGCUCAUCGGCGCCAGGUCGUUCGUGGGGUGCGGAGACGACGGCGUCAGCGACGAUGCCGGCCACGGGACGCACACGUCGUCCACGGCGGCGGGGAACUUCGUCGAUGGCGCGUCACGAGAAGGCCUCGCCGCCGGCACGGCGGCGGGGAUCGCUCCCGCCGCGCACGUCGCCAUUUACAAGGUGUGCGUCCUGGAGGGGUGCGACAGCUCGGCCAUACUCGCUGGACUGGACGCGGCGAUCAAGGACGGGGUGGACGUGCUCUCCAUCUCGCUAGGCGGCAGCGUGAGCUUCCCGUUCGACCAGGACCCCAUCGCCGUCGGCGCGUUCAGCGCGGUGUCCAAGGGCGUCGUCGUGGUGUGCGCCGCCGGCAACAACGGCCCCGCGCCAUCGUCCGUCGUCAACGACGCGCCGUGGAUCCUCACGGUCGCUGACGGCUCGGUGGACAGUACCCUCGAGGCGGACGUGGAGCUUGUCAACGGCCCCCACGUCGCUGGAGAGGCGCUGACUCAGCGGCGCCACUGCCUGUACGGUGAUGAUAGCAGCAUCGUCGCUGGCAAGAUCCUGGUUUGCGAGGCCACCGACUUGCCGACCGAGAUGUCCAACAUCCGUGACCUGCUGAGCGCUGGCGCGGCCGGCGUGGUGCUGACUAACUCCAACACCAGUGGCUACACCAUAGUCGUCCGGGACUACGGCCCCGGCGUCGUGCAAGUGAGCACCGCCGCUGGAGUCAACAUCACGCACUACGCGACGACAUCCACAAGGAGAAGGAGUUCCUCUGCCGCCGCCGCCUUCUUCACGUUCAACAGCACCGUGGUCGGUGCCCGUCCGUCCCCAACCGUGGCCUCGUUCUCCGGCAGGGGCUCGAGCGCGGUCACCCCCGGCGUGCUCAAGCCUGACAUCCUGGCUCCGGGACUCAACAUCCUCGCAGCAUGGCCACCAGCACUGGGCGAGACGGAGACCAGCUCCAGUAGCAGCUCCGGCUCCGGGAGGUUCAACAUCAUAUCCGGCACGUCGAUGGCGACGCCGCACAUCAGCGGCGUCGUGGCGCUCGUCAGGAACGCCCACCCGGACUGGUCGCCAGCGGCCAUCAAGUCAUCCAUCCUCACCACGUCCGACGCGGUUGACACCAACAGCGGGCCCAUCUUGGACGAGCAGCAUGACAAGGCCGGCGGACACGCGACAGGAGCCGGACAUGUGAACCCCACAAGAGCCGCCGACCCCGGCCUGGUCUACGACCUCAGCGUGCCUGAGUAUGCCGCCUACCUCUGCGCGCUGCUCGGCGACCGCGCCCAAGCAACCAUCGUGCGGAACGCGAGCCUGAGCUGCUCCAAGCUGCCCGAGACGGCCGAGGCGCAGCUGAACUACCCCACCAUCACCGUGCCUCUGCAGCCGACGCCGUUCACGGUGAACCGGACGGUGACCAACGUGGGGCCACCGUAA